GAAAAGCACUGCACUGCGGCACCUGUGAUGGACCAGUGAUCACACCAGUUCGGCCGGGGUGUGACGGAUUGGAAAUUCAAGUUGGAGAAGUUGCCAAGCCAAAGGUUCACCGUUCACCUCGGAUUGGCGACCGGUCUCCAGUUCACCGCGACUCCAGCUGGUUCAAUCAGUUUCGGCCGGACUCCACAAAUGGAAUUUAGCCGUCCCGUCCAUGGCCUCGCUGCAGUCCGUCUGCACUGACAACCAACUUCAUCAACCACCGACGUCCGUGCCUGAUUGGGUCAAUUCGCGAUCCCGAUUAAAACCACAACCCAUAGUAUCUCGACAAUCUCUUGCCUGCAACUCUCGUGAGCCAACUGUUGACCGGACAAGCCCGACAGUACCUAAUCACAGGAGGAUACCUACCACAAAGCGCAAAACACUGCCGGGCUGGGCUCACAGGUGUCUCCAAAAGCACGACCCAUCCGUCGCUGCCUCCCCGACCGCCACCAGCAAAGCAGCCCGGCGGCUUCAAGCCUGCCUUCCAACCCGCGAUCCAUUCUGCGCGGUCCUUCAGCGCCGCCCCAUCUCCAUCUCCCGUUCCAGGCUAUCCCGCAACCCCAACAACCGCGGCAGCAACCUCGCCGUAUACGGCGGCUCCUGGCUAUGGCUCGACUCCUGGCGCCGCCGCGCCCGGCAGCUAUGGCGCGCCCACCCCAUACGGCGCUCAUCAACCAGCCGUUCCCGGCGUAGGAGGUGGCCGUGGCGGCUAUGGCCAAGCAAACAUGACAUACAGCAGUUACCCCCAAGCAGCAGGCUAUCAACAACAAGCCGCAUACGGAUACGGCACCCCCGGCACCGGCAGCUAUUCCACCCCGCCCCAGAUCCGCAACCCCUUUCCCGUUCCGAACGCCGCCCCGACCGCUGGCCACCAUGGUCAUCACCAUGACGCCAAUUACGACCCCGUCGAGGCGGCGCAGAUAGCGGCGUGGCAGAGCGCGUACAUGCCCAAAGACCCCAACGACCCCAACAAUGCCGUCAACAAGGUGGGCGGUGCCGGCAGCGUUCCCGGUGCGCGCGCUGCAGCCGGCGCCUACGGUGCAGGCGCCGCUCAGUACGGAGCCGCUUACGGUGCAGCGAUGGAUCCCGCGGCCGCCGCGGCCGCCGCGGCAGCAGGAGCAGCGGGAACAUCAACCGACCCCUACGCAGCCCAUAACGGCAGCGGUGCGACGGGCGCCGACGGCGAGAAGAAGAAGACAGUAGUGCGCGAAGGCGGCGGCAAGAAGUGGACAGACGACACCUUGCUUGAAUGGGACCCCUCGCACCUGCGUCUCUUCGUGGGCAACCUAGCAGGCGAGACAACAGAUGAGUCGCUCCUCAAGGCCUUUUCACGCUGGAAGAGCGUGCAAAAAGCGAAAGUGGUGCGCGACAAGCGGACGACCAAGAGCAAAGGGUUCGGGUUUGUCAGCUUUAGUGACCCCGAGGACUUUUUCCAGGCGGCGAAGGAAAUGAAUGGCAAGUAUAUCCAGAGUCAUCCGGUGGUGGUGCACAAGGCCAAGACGGAGAUCAAGCCGACGGUGCUGAAGGAUGAUCGAAAGGGCGGCAAAUGGAAGGAUAAGAAGAAUAAUCAGAAUAAGGAGAAGAAGAGCCGUAGUGGGAUGGGCGCCGGUGUGGGUCAUGAUGGAGGCGGCAGUAGUGGUGGCGCGGGCGGCGGGUAUGAGCCGCAUCUUGGACCUGCGCAUGGCAGUGGAGUGACCAAGCCUGGUCAGAAGACUAAAGGCGGAUUAAAGUUGCUUGGCUGAUCGUCUUGGUCGGGUUCACUUUCUCGUGCUUCACCUUAGGACAUCAAGAAGCAUUGCGUAUUGAGAUGCUUGUGCAUUCAAAAGAACUACAAGGGCGUUAUGGAUGCCUGGGCUUAGGAAGCGAUCGUUUGGAGACGGUAUGUUGAUGUUCCGGCUUUCGUCUGGUGUAUUCCCCGAAUUAGAGAACGCAAGUGUCAAUAAGUGGUUCCAAUGUAUGUCAGAUGUAACAUGUGCGAAUAUUAAUGUUACCAGCCUUGUAGUAUAUCACCAAUGCUUGUUUCUACGGAUUCACGCAUUUAAUCCCGGUUUUUUUUAUUAUUUAGUUUGCAAGCAUCACCGAAUCC
Messenger RNA from Neurospora crassa OR74A, 2125 nucleotides. RefSeq names its product RNP domain-containing protein. Bases 765 to 1781 code for a protein of 338 amino acids. NCBI's taxonomy places the organism in Eukaryota, Fungi, Ascomycota, Sordariomycetes, Sordariales, Sordariaceae. The transcript has 2 exons. The record is from RefSeq and is a predicted model, not a curated record. Gene Ontology annotation, molecular function: mRNA binding.